Molecule: messenger RNA, 3058 nt
Organism: Teleopsis dalmanni
Lineage: Eukaryota; Metazoa; Arthropoda; Insecta; Diptera; Diopsidae
Gene: pnt
Product: ETS-like protein pointed
Exons: 8
Coding region: 733-2673 (646 amino acids)
Biological process (GO): cell differentiation; regulation of transcription by RNA polymerase II
Cellular component (GO): nucleus
Molecular function (GO): DNA-binding transcription factor activity, RNA polymerase II-specific; sequence-specific DNA binding
Source: RefSeq, a predicted model, not a curated record
UAACACAAAGUACAUAAUGCGUGCUGAUAACGGAAAUAUUUACUACUGGUAGAACUGAUCACUUUUUGGAAAACAAUCAGUGAAACUAAUCGCUUCCAUAACGAAUAUUUUUAAAAGUAAUGCACAUAGUGGGCAAAAGCAUUGAGUUCGAAUGUUUAAAUUCUUUACGUGGUUACUCUGGCUAUGAGAAGGUUUUGUUUUCUCUCGCAGUUGUACGAUUUUAUUUAAUUUUGUUUGUCGCGUUGGUAGUGUGCGAUUGAGAUCGGAAGUUUGCGUAUGUAUCUUAUAGCCUAAAGUUGUUACCGCAAUAGACUAACUCGUGCAAUUUUUUUAUUAUUAGUGAAAAUAAAAACAUUAACAGUUUUCGGAAUUAAGUUAAAACGUUUAUAUGUAUAUGAGAAACGUACUUCUUUAUGUAUAUUGUAUGUGACAUGGCUGUACGUAAUAAAAUCCCUUACAAAUUUUAAAAAUCUAUGUGUGUGUGUAUAUGUGUACUGUGAUAUAAAAAUAAGUUUCUUAUUAAAAAAUAUUAGAAUGAAGUCAUAUCAUAAUUAUCCCGCUUAACGUUUAUACAUGUUUCAUAAUUAUACAAAAUAAUGUUAUUUUACAAAAAUUGUUAUUUCGAAUUGGAAUAAAUAUUUAACAUCAAAAACAACUACAACUAUACGAUCAACUACCGCUUCGAAAGAAAUAGUCACGCACUUCAGGUACAACCCUAAAUGUACGCGCAAUAUGGAACUUGGAAUUUAUAAAGCAGACCUGCCUUCUACAAAAUUUAUGAUACCAAUCACAUCUCCAUCAACAACGUUCCCUGUGAAAACAAAUAAACAUAUUAACGAGAUCCUCAGUCUUAAUUCCAAUUUAUUAUUCACAAAUUCAAAUAAUAUUAAAAGUGGCAAUUACGCGAUGCGACUGAAAAAAAAUCGUAAAGUAACAUUUCUUUCAAAUCUAGUAGAGACUAAUUUUUUUAUAAAAGAAGAACCAGAAGAUAGGACAAAAGAAAUUCCUCCCGCUAUCUCUAGUAUAACCUCCGAUAUUUCUGAUCAUGAACCGUCAAUUGAGGUUCCAACACAAAUCCCACCACUUACCCCCGGAACUAAUCGCAAGGUAGCAGAAGUAUUAAAAGCUUCUUUUGCAUCAUGGGAGAAGGAGGUACAAAACUGCAAUAUUACCAAAGAUCCCCGCGAAUGGACAGAAGAACAUGUUAUAUAUUGGUUAAAUUGGGCUAUAAAGGAAUUUUCGUUGGUUUCAAUGAAUUUAGAACCUUUUAUCAAAAUGAAAGGACGCGAUAUGGUUGAAUUAGGAAAAGAUAAAUUUUUAGCCAUCACACCAGCAUUCACCGGUGAUAUUCUAUGGGAACAUUUGGAUAUUUUACAAAAAGAUUGCGAAAAACCUACAGAAGAAAUUUUAGCUGCAAAUUCUUUCGAAUCGGCUACUACUGGCUCAGCCUGUGGUUCAGAUCACCAAGCGGGGAGUUUUUUGACAAAUAAUAAUCCCCGAUCAUCUACAGAUUACUCCACCCAGUCAACGAUUCAUGAAAAGAGUAGUUUUCAUUCUUCUUCUACGCAUCAAAGUGGUUACAACAAUAAUAAUGGGCAUGAACGUAAUAACACCCCCCCACCGCAGCAACAAAAUUCAAGUCCAUCGAUGCUCCCACCAACCAGUAUGGGUUCCCAACAACAACAAACUUGUUCACCUGCCUCAGCGACGAAUACACUGAUUAGUGGAAGCAAUACAGACAAUUGUGCGUCGAAUUCACCAAACAACAACAAUAACAACGUUAAUUUAAAUUAUAUGCAGAUGGCCGUAAGAAAUUCAGUAGCUGUUGCCGCCCUUUAUACGCAACAUCAAAUGAAAGAAGAACCUGGUACCCAAACAUCCACAACAUACACGGGUCCUUCCAAUAAUACACAGACAGAUCCAACAGAUUUGUCAAAUUUUGGACUCCCCGCACAUUUAUCUGGUACAACUGCAGCACAUUUCAGCGAUACAGAUUAUCACAGUUCACUGUCAUCGCAGGACCAUCAGAGUCAAUCUAGUUAUCUCGAAAAUAGUACGGAUUUUUAUGGUUUAACAGCGGCAGCUGCUGCUGCAGUUGCAGAACAGAAAUACAACGCAUACGGACGUUCAAGAUUUCCCGAAUCAUAUCCACCUGAGUUUACGCCAUACGAUGCACCACAAUUUCAAUCAAUGGCUGGUCAACCUCCUCCAGAUCAAUGGAGUGCUCAUCAUGCUAACCAACAUCCAGCAGCUUAUAUGAGUACAAUGGGUCUAGAUAAAGCACUACUGGGUAGUGCUUAUCCUGGACAAACUGGUGUACCUUGUUUUACAGGCUCAGGACCUAUACAGCUGUGGCAGUUUCUACUUGAACUAUUAAUGGAUAAAACUUGUCAGGGUUUUAUCUCUUGGACAGGUGACGGUUGGGAAUUCAAAUUAACUGAUCCCGAUGAGGUCGCACGCCGCUGGGGCAUUAGAAAGAAUAAACCCAAAAUGAAUUAUGAAAAACUGAGCAGAGGUCUGCGUUACUACUAUGAUAAGAAUAUCAUUCAUAAAACUGCAGGCAAGCGCUAUGUUUACAGAUUCGUCUGUGAUUUACAGAAUUUAAUUGGUUUUUCGCCUGAAGAACUUUGUGCUAAAUAUGAUCUUAAAACAGACAAAAAGGAUGAUGACUAAAAGCGAACAUUGACUUUCGGUUCAAAUUAAUUAAGAAUUAAAUUCGGCUUUUACCAUUUUGUGUUAACCUUGAGGUUUUUUCAUUUUGAGCCAAAUCGGUAAUGUCGCUGGAUGUUACCAAAUUUUUCGAUGAGAUUCAAAAUUGUUGCUGUGAGCUACACUGAAAAAAACUACUUUCAAUCUUGUAAAGAAAAACGAGAAAAAUAUUUUUUGUCUUUUUGUUUUUAUUUGGAAAAUUCGCGUCAAGCAUAAGGCAAAUAUAUACAAAAAUAUAUAUACAAAUUUAUUUUAUUUGCUUUAAAUCGUGAUGUAAUAUUUUAAGCUAUUAUAUCUUUCUUACAAAGAUUACUAAUUGUUAAUUUAUUAUACCCUCUUUUUUAAGUUC